Telopea speciosissima is the source of this 882-nucleotide messenger RNA. RefSeq lists its product as uncharacterized. The record is from RefSeq and is a predicted model, not a curated record. Bases 21 to 785 code for a protein of 254 amino acids. NCBI's taxonomy places the organism in Eukaryota, Viridiplantae, Streptophyta, Magnoliopsida, Proteales, Proteaceae. The transcript has 4 exons.
UUAAGGGAAGGAUAUAAGGAAUGGAGAAGAGGGAGGAAGAUAUCGCUUGCAGUGCCAAGGGAUCGAAAUUCCCUUUAACUUUUUGGGAGACGACGAUAGCUGUGGGUGUCGUUGUUAGUUUCGGUUUGGGACUUUUUGGUGUUUAUUACACAAUGCCUGCCUCCGAUUAUAGCUUCCUCAAGUUGCCUCGCAGUCUUGAAGAUCUACAAAUUCUCAGGGAUCACCUUGAGAUUUACACAAGCGAUUACACAGUACAGGUCCUUGUGGGGUACUUGACAGUCUACAUUUUCAUGCAAACUUUCAUGAUUCCAGGAACUGUCUUCAUGUCAUUGCUUGCUGGAGCUCUUUUCGGAGUCGUCAAAGGUGUGGCUCUUGUUGUCUUUGCUGCCACUGCUGGUGCUUCUUCUUGCUAUUUUCUAUCAAAAUUGAUAGGAAAGCCGCUGGUCUUCUCUCUUUGGCCAGAUAAAUUGAGUUAUUUUCAAGCCCAGGUAGCUAAAAGAAGGGAUAGACUACUCAAUUACAUGCUUUUCUUAAGGCUGACUCCGACCUUGCCCAACACAUUCAUUAACGUAGCAUCACCAAUCGUAGAUGUGCCUUACCAUACAUUCUUCCUGGGAACAUUCAUUGGACUCAUUCCAGCUGCUUAUCUCACUGUCAGGGCUGGAAUAGCUCUUGGGGAGCUGCGCUCGCUGGCUGACCUGUAUGAUUUCCAGGCAAUUGCUACUCUUUUUCUGAUUGGGGCUGUCUCGGUCACUCCUACACUGAUGACAAAGAGCAAGACUUGAGUACCCGUGAUGGAAACUCAGCUACUGGUCCUUUGUGAACCCAAUCCACAGCCAACCCAUUCGGUUCCACCAAAUCUGUACAGAUACGAAUCAAAUA